CAAUUGAUGGAGCAAAAGUUAAUCAAGUUGAUAUCAUUAAAAAAGCUUUUGAAUUCAAAAGUCUUAAAACUGUUGGCGGAGGCCAAAAUUUAGAAAUUGCUACUGUGCACAUCAAGAGUCAUUCUUGUUCUAUGAUCAAACGUCUCCGUCAUUGGUGGCAUUCUUCCUCUUGGCUUGCACAUCUUGUUAUUGUUGCUUUAUUCUUUACAUCAAUCUUGGGUAUUUUCUUUAUUAUUGUCCGUAAUACUAUAGAAGAUUUUAUGUUAUCAUUAUUUCCACGAACUCCGUAUCAGGUUGUUUGCCAAUAUGAUGAUUAUGAUGAUGGACAAGUAGAAAAAGUUAUCUUUAUAGCCGACGAAGAAAAACGUGCAUUGAUGAAACAAGAAAUAGAGAAAAAUUAG
Messenger RNA from Dentiscutata heterogama, 401 nucleotides. NCBI's taxonomy places the organism in Eukaryota, Fungi, Glomeromycota, Glomeromycetes, Diversisporales, Gigasporaceae. The record is from the annotation of a GenBank genome assembly.